AAAGCAGGUGGGGAAGGUCGAGCAAGCGAAUGGGAAAAGGUGGAGCCAGUCCUACUAGAGAGAGAGUGGGAGUGCUGGAAAGACAUGGAAAGAGAGGGAGGUGUAGAGAGAAAAAGAGAGGGAGGUGUAAAGAGAGGGAGAGAGAGGGGGAGGGCUAGAGAGGGCCACAGAGAGCGAGAGGGAGGGCUAUAGAGGGAGAGAGAGAGAGAGGGAGGUCUAGAGGGAGAGAGAGAGGGAGGGAUGUGUGUAGAGAGAGAGAGAGAGAGAGAGAGAGAGAGAGUGAGGGAUGUGUGGAGAGAGAGGGUAGGAACGGAGUCUUCAGUAAAGAGAUUCUUCAGAACAGGACGAAGGCAGCUGGCCGUUCCUCUUCCUCUUCUUCAUCCUCUUCCAUCUUGCCUGGAGCCGCCCCUCCUCUCCUGUCCCACAGCAGGUCUAUACAUGGUCAUGGAGUAGGAUCUUCUCCUCGUCACAAAUCAAGCGGAGACGGCCCUGGGCGAGCGUGCACUGCCAGGAGCAGAAGAGAGCGAGAAGACCAAGGACCAUGGUGGAGGGACAGAGGCUUGGAGUAGAGAGAGAGAGACAUUAAAAGCAGAACAAGACGACCUAGAAGCAGCAAAAUAGCAGGCAGAGGGAGCGAAAGAGAGACAUCCAUAGUCUACAGAGAGAGAGAGAUAGAGGGAGAGAGACAUCCGUAGUCUACAUAGAGAGCGAGAGAUAUUAGAGGGAGAGAGAGAGAGACAUCACUGUCUACAGAUAGAGGGAGAGUGUGAGGGGCAGUAGGGUCGUUAUGUCUAUCUUCCUACUUCAUGGACCAUCAUCCCGUUUGUAUACGAUUUCAGAAAGCUGACGUGUUUGCCUCAAUGAAAGAGAGAGAGUGAGAGGGAAAGAGAGAUUCAUAGAGAGAAAACGAGAGAGAGACAUCCAUAGCCUUCAGAAAGAGGGAGAGAAUUCACGUUUUGCAUUUGAGAUCCGUGAGGAAGAUGAUGUGUGUUCUUCUGGUCAUCCGUGAUUGGACAGAUCAUCCAUGGUUCUUGUACAUGUGAGGUCAUGUAUGAUGACAUGUAUACGAUGCACACCAGGGUCGCCAGGGAAACCAGGGUUACAUAGCAGGUCUAGCUACCAGGUGGAACCCACUCAAAUUACUACCUUAGUAAUCUAAGGUAGUUAUGAGUAGUUGUAGUUAGUCACUCCGUAGUUAGAUCUUUAGUUAAUGCAUUAGUUAGUUGUCCUAGUUGAUUAUAGUUUGCUCUAUUUAGUUGGUGGUUGUAGUUGGUCUCCUUGGAUUAGAGCUGGUUAGUCUACUGAGCUGAGAUGAUAGGGACAUUAGAUCUUCUACACUACAUGUGGUCCACAGAAGGUCUCCUAACACUCUAGCAGACAGACAGACAGACAGACAGACAGACAGACAGACAGACAGACAGACAGACAGACAGACAGACAGACAGACAGACAGACAGACAGACAGACAGCGCUCUCCUUCACCAUGAGGUCCAACCCCUGUGGUCCCUGGAGCAGCGCAGCACUCGAGGUUCAGCAGUAAAGAGCUGCUGGAGAGGACCCUCCACCCGAAGACACCUCUCGCGCGGCCUCAGCUCUCCAGUCCGGCAGGCCCCACGUCUGAUCCAAGAUGGCGGCCGGCGUGGCGACGUGGCUGCCCUUUGCACGGGCGGCGGCCGUGGGCUGGCUGCCGCUGGCCAGAAAGACCAUGCCCAGGCCUCCUGUGGACAAGUCCUCCCGCUCGGACGAGAUCCUGUUCGUCAACGUCAGCGGCCAGAGGUUCCAGACAUGGAAGAACACUCUGGACCGCUACCCAGAUACCCUGCUGGGCUCCUCGGAGAAGGAGUUCUUCUUCAACGAGGACACCCAGGAGUACUUCUUCGACCGAGACCCAGAGAUGUUCCGACACAUCCUCAACUUCUACCGCACCGGUAAGCUGCACUACCCACGCCACGAGUGUGUGCAGGCCUUCGACGAGGAGCUGGCCUUCUAUGGGAUAGUCCCUGAGAUCAUCGGAGACUGCUGCAUGGAGGAAUACCGUGACAGGAAGAAGGAGAACCAGGAGCGGCUGGCGGAGGACACGGAGGCGGGCGAGGCCACGGACACGCCGCUGCCCGACAGCGCCACGUCCAGGGAGCGUCUGUGGAGGGCCUUCGAGAACCCGCACACCUCCACCAUGGCCCUGGUGUUCUACUACGUCACCGGCUUCUUCAUCGCCGUGUCGGUCAUCGCCAACGUGGUGGAGACGGUGCCCUGCCGGCCCCUCAAGGGCACGGUGAAGGAUCUGCCCUGCGGGGAGAAGUUCUCCCUGGCCUUCUUCUGCAUGGACACGGCCUGCGUCCUCAUCUUCACCUUCGAGUACCUCAUGCGUCUGUUCGCCGCGCCCUGCCGCUGUAAGUUCGCCCGCUCGGUCAUGUCGGUGAUCGACGUGGUGGCCAUCAUGCCCUACUACAUCGGCCUGGUGAUGCCCGAGAACGAGGACGUGAGCGGCGCCUUCGUCACGCUGCGCGUCUUCAGGGUCUUCCGCAUCUUCAAGUUCUCCCGCCACUCGCAGGGCCUGCGGAUCCUGGGCUACACGCUGAAGAGCUGCGCCUCUGAGCUGGGCUUCCUGCUCUUCUCCCUCACCAUGGCCAUCAUCAUCUUCGCCACCGUCAUGUUCUACGCCGAGAAGGGAACCAAGGGCUCCAGCUUCACCUCCAUCCCUGCAUCCUUCUGGUACACCAUCGUCACCAUGACCACGCUGGGCUACGGGGACAUGGUUCCCAACACCAUCGCUGGGAAGAUCUUCGGCUCCAUCUGCUCUCUGAGCGGAGUGCUGGUGAUCGCUCUGCCUGUCCCCGUCAUCGUGUCCAACUUCAGCCGCAUUUACCACCAGAACCAGAGGGCAGACAAGAUGAGGGCCCAGCAGAAAGUGCGCAUGGCUAGGAUCCGGAUGGCCAAGAAAGGAACGGCCAACGCCUUCCUGCAGUUCAAAGAGGACGGGGGACUGGGGGAUCCAGACAGCAACAGCAGCGCUCUGUGUCUGAAGAACAGAUCAGCCUUCGAAAACCAACACCACCACCUGCUGCACUGUCUGGAGAAGACCACUAACCACGAGUUCACGGAUGAGAUGGCGUACAGCGAGAUGUGUCUGACGGAGUCGGUGGGCUACCGCACCAGCCGCAGCACCUCCCUGUCCAGCCAGCAGGGGGCGCUGAACAACGGCUGCUGCCCCCGCAGAGCCCGGCGCAGAGCGGCCAUGCGGUUGGCCAACUCCACCGUGUCGGUCAGCCGGGGGAGUGUCCAGGAACUGGACACAUUUCCUGUCAAGUCAACCAACCUACCGCAACAAACUCGCUCCAGCCUGAACGCCCGGGCAGUGGACAUCAAGUUGAACUGCAGCGAUCGAGACUACACGGCGGCCAUCAUCAGCAUCCCCACCCCCCCCUCCAACACGCCGGACGAGAGCCCGCCCUCCUCCCCCGCCAUCCCGGGCAUCCUGCGCAACACGCGGGCCACCGCCUACCUGCAGGACGCCGUCAAGAUCUCCUCCUUAUAGCCUCCCACCCGCAUGAACGCCCCCCCCCCAGCGCAAGCUAUGAACUCUGGGAAAUACAG
This is a messenger RNA of Gadus macrocephalus (Pacific cod), 3594 nucleotides long. It is a transcript of the gene kcnd1, whose product is annotated as potassium voltage-gated channel, Shal-related subfamily, member 1. Gene Ontology annotation, molecular function: protein binding; A-type (transient outward) potassium channel activity. NCBI's taxonomy places the organism in Eukaryota, Metazoa, Chordata, Actinopteri, Gadiformes, Gadidae. The record is from RefSeq and is a predicted model, not a curated record. The transcript has 9 exons. Bases 1628 to 3535 code for a protein of 635 amino acids. Gene Ontology annotation, biological process: protein homooligomerization; potassium ion transmembrane transport. Gene Ontology annotation, cellular component: voltage-gated potassium channel complex; membrane.